AUGUUUAUGUACAGUCGUCUAGUGUUAUUUAUACUUUAUCAAUUCGCCUUGGAUUAUCGAAUAGUUUGGACAGCUGGACAAAAUUGUUAUUUUCCAAGUUUUGUACAUCAUUCGCAUGAAUCAAUUUGGAUGACAGAUUAUGGUUUAAAUAAUUUACACCAACAAUCUCAAAAUAGUAAUAAUGACAAUAACAAUAAUAAUAUUAAGAAAACAUCAUUAUUCUAUUCACUUCAGUUACCGGAAGAAUUGUACAAUUAUAAAUUUAAUUUUUUAAAUUUACAAUAUGGUUGGUUACAAAUGUUAUUUACAAGAGAUUCACAUCAUGCAUGGUUAUUCUUAUCAUGUCAUCAUAUUCUUUAUACAAAACAUCAGAUUUUUUUUACAUCAUUAAAAGAUUACUUAACGAGUAUUUGCAGUGUAGAUGACCAAACUACUUACAAAAGUAAUAGUAGUAAUAAUACACAUUGGUUUAGUGCUACAAACAGUAGAAGUAUGGAUUAUACAAAAUUAAUGUAUAAUAAUAAUAAUAAUGAGAAUAGCAAUCCUACAAGCAGUUUACAAGCAUCAUUAGGUUAUGUGAAACUGUCAUGUUCUUGGCAAUCCGGUAAAAAUAUUUAUUUAGUACAAUAUACACAUCCUAAAGGAAAAUCCAUUUAUCAAUGUGUUAAAUUUGAACUUAUCAAUGAAAUAGAUUCAGUAUCAGUGUUUAAUCUAUUUUUAAGUGAAUAUACCUCACCUACAGCGGAUUUAACAUUGUGUCAUCCUACAGCGUUUAAAUAUGAUUCAUCAAAAUGGAUUGCCAGUCUAUCUCCAAAUACAGAACUUAGCAAGACAUUAUGCCCAAUAUCAGGUGGAUUUCAAAUAAGUCAAAUACUAGAUUUAAAAAAUAAUGAAGUCCUCUGUGAACCUCAUGUUUAUUCGACUUUGGAAAGUGAGUGCAUGUCAGGUGAAGGUAUCUUAUGGACAUUUUUACAACCUCAAUGUAAUCCAUUUGUACAAAACUAUAAGACUCAAUUUCAAUGUCAUUCAACAUGGAAACUGAAUAAUUUGAAUUAUAUUCUCAUCUAUCAACAAAUAAAUCAGUAUACUUAUGAAUUUUAUCAACUGGUUUAUUUACAAUUACCAGAGGAAUUAUCAAUAGAAUCAAAAACUUAUGGAAAAUUUUCACCAAUAUGGAUUAUUUAUGGUUUACAAUUAAAUAAAAUAAUUGAACAAAUAAUAAUUAAUCGUAUUUAUACAUGGAAUUCUAUUGAACGUUAUAGUUCAAAAUCAAAAAAUAUUGUAUUAUAUAAUACAAGUAUAAAACUAUAUGAAGUACAAAUUCGAAGAGCAUUUGGAAAUUGUGAUGAUGAACGUGUCAGUUGUACUCAUGGUUGCGAACAUAAUGCAAGAAAUCAAUUUUUUUGUCAUAGAAGUUGUCUAGUUCCAGGACAGACUUGUGGUAACAUUAUUCAUGAUUCGUGUAAAUUUCAUCCAAAUUAUUAUGGUACAUGGGAUUUAAUUGAACCGAGUUCAAUUCAAGAAUCAGUGGGAUAUGAACAUCCAAUAACUGGUAUAUCGUAUACUAUGGAUUUGUAUUGUGUUAAAGAAAUACAAGAAUCCUUAUAUGAUCGUUAUAUUCUACGAAGUGAUUAUCAAACAAAUGGAUGUUAUUCCAGAGAUCUAUGUUUAGAAAUCUAUCGUGGUAAUAAAAAUGAUUUCGAAACAUCAUCAAUUGUCAAUGCAAUACUUUAUAGAAUGUCUGUCGGUGGUAAACAUCUUUUAAGUGAUAUAUGUCAAUUCAAUAAUGAUAAUCAAUUAUAUGGUCGAACAAUUUAUCCAUUAAGAGGAAAUAUAUUAAUACGAAAUACAGCGGAUAAAAAAUCUAUCACUCCUACUGGUAUUACUAAAUGUGGACUAUAUCAAAUACGUCUUACUGGUAAAUUGUUUAUUCUCAAUACUGAACCAACACAGUUUGGUAGUCAGGAAGAUCUGUUUAAUGUAACAAAUAAACAAUCUAUUAAUAAUCGUUUGGGAAAAGAUGAUCAUACAAAUAUCAUGUCUCAUAUAAAUGGAAAGUUAUUAAAUACAUAUGAAGCUAAUGAUGAUAAAAGCUAUCAAGGACCAUGUUCAAUAGAAAUCAGUGAUUUCAAUCCAAAUCUAGGUAUCUCUGGUGAAUUCGAUAAUACACUAAGAAUUAGACAUUAUUGUGAAUCUACCAUUUAUCCUAGUAUAUUUAAAUCAGAUCAUCAAUGUAUUGCAUCAUUUAAUAUUGAUGGAAUUUCAACUAUUUCCGCAUCUUAUUUCUUACUUAUCACAUAUCUUAAAAUUACAGAUCAGUAUUAUUGUCUAAUCAUUCAAAUCAACAGAAAUAAUGAUGAUAUGAAUAAUAAUAAUGGUAAUAAUCAUAGCAAUCAAAAUUACACAAUCUUUAUGUAUCAUUCACCUCAGUGUCAAUAUGAAACUACACCAUUUGAAGCUAUUAAAUUAGAUGAAAAUAAAGCAUUUGCAAAAUUAUUACUCACUUCAACACAAAGACAAAAUGACAAUUCUACAAGUGGUAGUAGUAGUAGUAGUAAUACUAUUAUAACUCCAAUAUUGAAAUCAUUCAACAAAAGUUUUUAUUUAUCAUCUAGUAAAUUAACAAGACCAAUUCAACAAUAUACAACAAUUCAUAAUGAUUAUCAACAACAAAAUUUGACACGUUUUAAAGCGUUACGUUUUCUAUCGAAACCAAUUAAAAAAACGCGAAGUUUCUUUAUCAUCAAUAAUCAAUCCUCACCAAUCUAUUCAACUAUUUCUUCUUAUAAUUAUUUAUUAAUAUUUUUAAUUAUAUUUAGAAUUUAUUGUUAA
This is a messenger RNA of Schistosoma guineensis, 2832 nucleotides long. Lineage: Eukaryota; Metazoa; Platyhelminthes; Trematoda; Strigeidida; Schistosomatidae. The record is from the annotation of a GenBank genome assembly.